UUCAAAAAAAUCCUCUCAUCUAAACUCAGCUACCACUGAUGAAGAGCAGAGAACCGAUGAUAUCCAUCUUCGAAUACUGGUCAGUGAUACUGUUAAACGUAAGGUUCUCUCACUUUGUUUUAGCUUUGAUACUUCUCUUCAUUGUCCGCGCUUUAACUCAGAGACUAACGAACAAAGGUCCCAUGAUAUGGCCGCUCAUGGGUGUAAUACCAUCGGUUUUACUCAACAUUAACGAUGUGUUCAAUUAUUUCGCUGAAUAUUUGAAUCAAUGCGGAGGAACGUUUGCCAUCCGAGCGACUUGCAUGGAUCGCUUUUGUGGAAUCAUGACUGUAGAUACUUCCUCCAUCGAGUACAUUUUGAAAACGAACUUCGUAAAUUAUCACAAGGGAGAGGCUUUUAUAGAUUUGUUUUCUGAUGUUUUUGGGAAUGGUUUUUUUGUUGCUGAUGGGGAAACAUGGAAAGACCAAAGGCUUGCAUUAACAUCAGUUAUGCACACUUUUUGGUUUAUAGAGUCUUCUCAUUCAGUCAUACAAGAUCUGGUGCACCAAAAACUUUUAAAGUUGAUAAAUAAGUCUGUAAAAUUAGAUAAACUCACAGAUCUACAAGAUUUGCUACUUCGAUUCACGUCUGACAAUAUCUACAUCACUACAUUCGGCAUUGAUCCAGGGUGUUUAGCCAUUGAACUUCCAGAUGUUCCUUUUGUUACGGCUUUCGAGAGAGCUGCAGACCUCUCAUAUUACAGGGUGUUCACUCCUACAUUUAUAUGGAAGACACUGAGAUUCUUCAGUGUUGGACCAGAGAAGAAACUCAAGGAAGCCGUCAGAAUAGUGCACAAGUCUGUUUCGGAGAUUGUUAAAAACAGAAGGAUCGAUCUCCACAAAUCAGGUUCUGUAAAUGAUCGGUCCGACGUAUUAUCGAGGCUCGUAAUUAUGAAAGACCCGGAGGAUAAACAAAACUUGAAUGAUAGAUUCAGUGACGACAUGCUAAGAGAUUUGUGUUUAAGCUUUAUUCUAGCUGGCCGAGACACAACUUCAGUGGCACUAGCAUGGUUCUUCUGGCUCAUAAAUAAACAUCCACAUGUAGAAAACCUAAUUCUCAACGAGAUCAAAGUAACUAUAAGCCACAGGAAGUGUGACAGCAAAAACAUAAACGAAAUUGUGUUUACAGCGGAUGAGCUAAAGAAAAUGGUGUAUCUUGAAGCUGCUCUAUCAGAAACAUUGAGGCUCUAUCCAUCUGUACCACACGAUAUCAAGGAGGCUAGAGAGGAUGAUGUAUUGCCCAAUGGUACUGCUGUUAAAAAGAAAGACUUAAUAGUCUACUCCAUGUACUCCAUUGCCCGAACUGAAGCUAUAUGGGGUAAAGACUGCAGGGAGUUUAAGCCAGAAAGGUGGAUAAAGAACGGGAAGUCAGUGGUGGAGAGCCAGUUCAAAUUCCUGGCAUUUAAUGGAGGACCCAGAUUGUGUGUGGGGAAGCAGUUCGCUUACAUUCAGAUGAAAAUGGUGGCUGCUUCAAUCUUGCUAAGAUACUCAGUUAAGGUUGUUGAAGGCCAAACAGUUGUUCCAAAAGUGAAAACUACACUGUACAUGAAAAAUGGGUUGUUAGUGAAUUUCAAGCCUAGGUUGGAGCAUACCUUUGGAAGCAGCACCCACAAGGAAUCUGGAUUCCCCCAAGAAGCCAUGUAAUUGAUUG
This is a messenger RNA of Papaver somniferum (opium poppy), 1689 nucleotides long. Its product is annotated as cytochrome P450 86B1-like. Bases 39 to 1682 code for a protein of 547 amino acids. The transcript has a single exon. Gene Ontology annotation, molecular function: oxidoreductase activity, acting on paired donors, with incorporation or reduction of molecular oxygen; heme binding; monooxygenase activity. The record is from RefSeq and is a predicted model, not a curated record. NCBI's taxonomy places the organism in Eukaryota, Viridiplantae, Streptophyta, Magnoliopsida, Ranunculales, Papaveraceae.